AUGCUGAGGCACCGGGAGAGACUUUUGUGCAAUGAAAAAUUCAUUUGCAAAUUGCCCGACAAAGGUAAAAAGAUCUCAGACACCGCUGCCAAACUGAAAGCUGCCAUUGCAGAAUGUGAAGAGGACAGAGGAAAAAGUGAACUGUUUUACCCUGUUAGUGUAGACUUUGAGCUAAGGCAAAAAGCAGUUGCAGAAGUUGAUGUGAACAUAGAUAAGACCCCAAGUUCUGACCAGAUGCUUGAUACUUUAUCACUAGUUCCUGGCUGUUCCCCUGUAGAUAAAAUCAAGUCAUCCAAAACAACUUCAGAAAAGCAGGGAUUUGUGCAUCCUACUCACAAAGACAGUGAAAAGACUCCAGAGGCUGAGCACACUGUGAACCAGCACCCAGCUUCCAACAGCAGGGCCAGGACACUUUCCCCAACAGAGGAUGCGGAGCAUCUCCCGCAGCAUUGUGGUUCACGUCACACAGAGGAUAUUUCCAGCGUCUCGGACAACCUGUUUAUUGACAAGUUGCAAAGGAUCAUGAUUGCAGACCAAGGUGAACACCACUCAGGAGCAAGCACAGAAACCUUGAUGAGCCUCUGUAAUGGGCCUCCUAAGAGGCCUCAUUACAUGGAAGUGCUAGAAAUGCGAGCCAAAAACCCAGUGCCCCCACCACAAAAGUUUAAAACCAAUGUGUUACCGUCACAGGACAGUGGCUCACCUGGUCACUGCCAGAGGGGAGAGUCUCCUGUCUCAUCUGAGGAGCGGCGACACAGGGACAGGCAGCAUCUUGAUGACAUCAUGGCAGCAUGGCUCUUGCUGCUGCACCAUCUGCCCACACAGCUGCUGACCAUAGAAGAAUCUUUGGCACUUCAGGGACAGCAAAAACAGAAUUUUGAGGAGAUGCAAGCAAAGCUCGCAGCACAAAAAUUAGCAGAAAAACUGAAUAUUAAAAUGCAGAGUUACAAUCCAGAAGGGGAGUCCUUGAGGAAGUACCGAGAAGUAAGGGAUGAAGAUGAUGCUCUGUCCUCCGAUGAAGAAUGAGGAAUUCUGAAGAUGGGCAUUGGGGUGAUCUCCUGAGUCUCUGAUGG
Messenger RNA from Heterocephalus glaber (naked mole-rat), 1073 nucleotides. Its product is annotated as DNA-directed RNA polymerase II subunit GRINL1A. Gene Ontology annotation, biological process: intracellular signal transduction; transcription elongation by RNA polymerase II; maintenance of ER location. Gene Ontology annotation, cellular component: RNA polymerase II, holoenzyme; intracellular anatomical structure; nucleus. Gene Ontology annotation, molecular function: transcription elongation factor activity. Lineage: Eukaryota; Metazoa; Chordata; Mammalia; Rodentia; Bathyergidae. The record is from RefSeq and is a predicted model, not a curated record.